CGCGGAUCCCGGCUCUCGGGAUCGCAAACUCAGAGCCAGAGCUCUCCGCGCGCACCCGAGCCUCUGGCAGCCCGCGCAGCCCGACGCGGAACCCGGGCGCAGCGGGAGCCCGUGCAGGACGGGCGCGGGGCGGGGGCGGCGGCCGUCCAUGCGGCGCGCUCGGGGCUGCCCGGCGCCGGGAACCACGCGGGGGCGAGGCGAGGCGUCCACCGGCCGCUCCGGGACACGGACCGCCAGGAGUUGAGUGCCACCCCCAUCUGCAGAAAAUUGGCAGCAUCUCUGAGGAACCCUUGCUUUUCCUGGGAUACCCAGCAUCAUGGUUCCCUGUUUCCUGGAGUCUCUCAGUGUCCUGGGUUCCCUCCUGCUGCUUGGACUCCAGCUCGUCUGCCCACAGCCCUCCACUGAACACAGAAAGGUCCCGCAGCGGAUGGCGGUGGCCGAGGGCGCUCCCGAGGACGGCGGCAGCGGCGCCCCGGGCGUGUGGGGAGCCUGGGGCCCCUGGUCCGCCUGCUCGCGCAGCUGCAGCGGCGGCGUGAUGGAGCAGACGCGACCCUGCCUGCCCGGCUCGUACCGCGCACGCGGGGGAACGCCGCCCGGAGCCCCCGUGCGCGCCUUCGCAGGCCACGUGGUGUCAGCCGUACGUACGUCGGUGCCGCUGCACCGGAGCCGCGAGGAGCCACGCGCCCCCGCCAGCCUCAACUCCAGCCGCCAGGGCCCGGCGCAGCGAGGCAGCCGGCACCCGCAGGCCCGGGGCCGCGAACCCACGGCGGAGAGAAGGAGCAGGACCCGAGGUCCCAUCGGCCCUGGCAUGUAUGGCUAUGGUAAGGCCCCAUACAUCUUACCACUGCAGACGGACUCUGCACACCUGCCACAGAGGCUUCGGAGGCAGAGGCCCUCAUCCCGGAAUUCCAGGUCCCAGGGGGCAUCUGGUUCUAGCCAUGGCUACAACCUUCCAGCCCACCGGGGCCCCCGACAUGGACCUCUGUACCAGAGUGACAGUGGCCCUCGUCCUGGACUGCAAGUCUCAGAGAGCUCCAUCUACCAGCUGCCUCUGACCCAUGACCAAGGCUUCCCUGAAGCCUCAAGUCUCUUCCACAGCCCAGAAACAAGCAGCAGCCCUGGCCUGGGGGCCCACAGGGCAGCUCAGAGCUUCUCCCAGCCUGCCCGAUCUACAGCAAUCUCCUGCAUUGGGGCCUAUCGGCAGUACAAGCUGUGCAACACGAAUGUGUGUCCAGAAAGCAGUAGAAGUAUCUGGGAGGUACAAUGUGCAUCCUACAACAACAAGCCGUUCAUGGGCCGGUUUUAUGAAUGGGAACCGUUUGCAGAAGCCAAGGGCAAUCGGAAGUGUGAGCUGAACUGCCAGGCAAUGGGCUACCGCUUCUACGUACGGCAGGCUGAGAAGGUCAUUGAUGGUACCCCCUGUGACCAGAACGGCACGGCCAUCUGCGUGUCUGGGCAGUGCAAGAGCAUUGGCUGUGAUGACUACCUAGGCUCCGACAAAGUCGUGGACAAAUGCGGGGUGUGCGGAGGCGAUAACACGGGCUGUCAGGUUGUGUCGGGUGUGUUUAAGCAUGCCCUCACCAGCCUGGGCUACCACCGAGUUGUUGAGAUUCCUCAAGGAGCCACAAAAAUCAACAUCACCGAGAUGUACAAGAGCAACAACUAUUUGGCCUUGCGAAGUCGUUCUGGCCGCUCCAUCAUCAACGGGAACUGGGCAAUUGACCGGCCUGGAAAAUAUGAAGGAGGAGGGACCAUGUUCACAUACAAGCGCCCAAAUGAGAUUUCGAGCACUGCCGGAGAGUCCUUUUUGGCCGAAGGUCCCACUAAUGAGAUCUUGGAUGUCUAUAUGAUACACCAGCAGCCUAACCCAGGAGUCCACUAUGAGUACGUAAUCAUGGGGAGCAAUGCCAUCAGCCCACAGGUGCUGCCUCACAGGAGACCAGGGGAGCCCUUCAACGGCCAGCUGGUACCAGAAGGGGGGAGCCAGCAGGAGGGAGAAGGGAAAGAGGGGGACGAAGAGAAGGCAGACGUGCACGGCGGGGCACCUGAAAUAUUCACCUCGGAAUCAGCACAGACCUUCCCGGUCAGGCAUCCCGAUAGAUUCUCUCCCCACCGGCCGGACAAUGUGGUAGCACCAGCACCACAGACCCCACGGCGGAGCCGGGAUCACAACUGGAAACAGCUGGGGACGACGGAGUGCUCGACAACCUGCGGGAAAGGAUCUCAGUACCCUAUUUUUCGCUGUGUGAACAGAAACACUCACGAAGAGGUUCCUGAGAGCUACUGUGACUUGAGCAUGAAGCCGACCCCAGAGGAGGAACCCUGCAACAUCUUCCCUUGCCCAGCCUUCUGGGACAUCGGAGAGUGGUCUGAGUGCAGCAAAACCUGUGGCCUGGGCAUGCAGCACCGCCAGGUUCUGUGUCGCCAGGUGUAUGCCAACCGCAGCCUGACGGUGCAGCCCUACCGCUGCCAGCACCUGGAGAAGCCCGAGACCACCAGCACCUGCCAGCUCAAGAUCUGCAGCGAGUGGCAGAUCCGGACGGACUGGACCUCGUGCUCGGUGCCCUGCGGAGUGGGGCAGAGGACCCGCGACGUGAAGUGUGUGAGCAACAUCGGGGACGUGGUCGAUGAUGAGGAAUGCAACAUGAAGCUCCGGCCCAACGACAUUGAGAACUGCGACAUGGGACCCUGCGCCAAGAGCUGGUUCCUGACGGAGUGGAGCGAGAGGUGCUCGGCAGAGUGUGGGGCUGGAGUGCGGACACGCUCGGUGGUAUGCAUGACCAACCACGUCAGCAGCCUGCCCCUGGAGGGCUGCGGGAACAACCGGCCAGUGGAGGCCACCCCGUGUGACAACGGGCCCUGCACGGGCGAGGUGGAGUGGUUUGCGGGAAGCUGGAGUCAGUGUUCCAUCGAGUGUGGGAGCGGGACCCAACAGAGGGAGGUGAUUUGUGUUAGGAAGAACGCUGACACCUUUGAAGUGCUGGACCCCUAUGAAUGUUCCUUCCUGGAGAGACCCCCCAGCCAGCAAUCCUGCCACCUCAAGCCCUGCGGAGCCAAAUGGUUUAACACAGAAUGGAGCAUGUGUUCCAAGAGCUGCCAGGGCGGCUUCCGCGUCCGGGAAGUGCGCUGUCUGUCUGAUGAGAUGACCCUAAGUAAUCUCUGUGACCCUCAGUUGAAACCAGAAGAGAAAGAAUCUUGUAACCCUCAGGACUGCGUCCCUGAAGUUGACGAAAACUGCAAGGACAGAUACUACAACUGCAACGUGGUGGUCCAGGCCAGGCUCUGCGUCUACAACUACUACAAGACCGCCUGCUGCGUCUCCUGCACGCGCGUGGCCAACAGGCACUCGGGCUUCCUGGGGAGCAGAUAACACCCCGCUGCGCAGCCGUGGGCAGGUCAGGGAGUCUGUGAGCAGUGGGGCUGGCUGACUGCUGCCCUUCCUGGGGGCUCCCCGGCCUGUGGAGCUGCCAGCCAGCUUAGUCAGCACCCCGCCUUCAUAACGUGUACACGCGGUGCCCAGGAGCGAGACAACGGGCGUCCUUUGAGCAUCACCGUGAACUGCUGACCCCUCCUUCAGAAACCUGGCGCCUGCGCUCUCUGCAGACCGAGCGGUGGGGACUGCCUGCAGCUCUCGGCCGACUCCCGUCCUGGCACUUUCUAAGUCAGCAGUCAGGCCCUGUCUGGGCACUGCCUAGCCCCAGUGCCGCUGGCCUUUCUAAUACCAGCGCCGCCCCUUGGAGAAUCAGAGGAGACAGUCCCCCCACCCCAGAGCCCCCCCCUAAGCCUUGCUAGGAUGCCUGCAUCCCUCUGUUACCUCAGCCCAGCUGUGCCUAUUUUUGACUCUCAAAGACAUUAGGCUCUUUUCCAGCCUUGUGACACAAGUAUCUCAUGCCAGUUUAGAGCUUUAUCGUUUUGCAGGUGUAUUCAGAGAUAUUAGCUCAUUAGCGGCUGUGAGCACAGCGCCCCAGAAUGGGAGUCAGGGAAUGAAUCGUUGUCCCCAUUUUACUGACAAGGAAACUGAGACUAAACUUAGGUAACCUACCUGCCACGUUAUCAGGUAAUUGACCCAUUCAGUGACAGAGCUGAGUCCUGACCCCAGUCGUCUGACCACAAAGCCCUCACCCCGAGGCCUGUCCAGAAGGCUUAUUAGGUCUGCAGGACGUGGCUUCAUUUCAGACCUAGAGGCUGAGAAGUUUCCCAUUCAGCAAACAAAGCCCAGACCUUUGAAUUCUUUCUUCGGGCCAAAAGUCAAGUCUUUAUCUCCUGCGCUCAGUUGUUUCAGGAGUCUGUUUCUUUUUUCCCUUCCCCCACAAAGUCACAGGUCCUGGUGACAGGACUCUGCACAGUUUCUUAAACCCCAUCCUUAAUGGGACUAUGCCAUGAGGUAAGAAAGCCAUUGGGGUAGCAAGGUGAUUGCCUGAAAUUCUGAUUCCUCUCCCCAGUGGUAUAUGCCGCCCAUGGAAUCCUACAUCGUGGACCCUUUGGCCUUUUGUCUCCCAGAGCAGAUUUCCAGAGCACACAGCUCUGUCCCCUGGGCUCUCACCCCUUCCUCAGCCAUCUCUCCUGGGUCCUUCCCCACACAUCGCCCAGUGGAAAGUCUAACCCCCCUGUCCCAGCAAAAGCCCUAUGUUUAUAUUAGAAAGAGUCUCCCUUGGGUCUUUCUGGUUUGAUUUGCAGAUGUCUCUCUGUGACUUUGCCUCCCUCCCUUCCCCCAUGACUCACAACCCAUAUCCCCCCUCCCAGAUGUGCGCACUAAGAUCUAUAUUAAUGCAGCCAGCCUGGGAAAAGGGGCUGUGAACUCCUCCACGAUGGCCGCAGCGGCAGGGUCUUCCCUGAUUCACCUCACAUAACUCUGUAGUUCCCGAGGCCUCUGGCUGGAAGGGGAAUGCAGUGCAUAUGAAAGGUGAGCUAUCUGAAAAAUCAGUGAGGAUAAAG
Molecule: messenger RNA, 4935 nt
Organism: Balaenoptera acutorostrata (minke whale)
Lineage: Eukaryota; Metazoa; Chordata; Mammalia; Artiodactyla; Balaenopteridae
Gene: THSD4
Product: thrombospondin type 1 domain containing 4
Exons: 18
Coding region: 317-3370 (1017 amino acids)
Biological process (GO): extracellular matrix organization
Cellular component (GO): extracellular matrix
Molecular function (GO): metalloendopeptidase activity
Source: RefSeq, a predicted model, not a curated record